Lithohypha guttulata is the source of this 867-nucleotide messenger RNA. It is a transcript of the gene MRS4, whose product is annotated as Fe(2+) transporter. Gene Ontology annotation, cellular component: mitochondrial membrane. The transcript is spliced from 5 exons. Gene Ontology annotation, biological process: iron import into the mitochondrion. The coding region runs from base 1 to 867 and encodes 288 amino acids. The record is from RefSeq and is a predicted model, not a curated record. Gene Ontology annotation, molecular function: ferrous iron transmembrane transporter activity. Lineage: Eukaryota; Fungi; Ascomycota; Eurotiomycetes; Chaetothyriales; Trichomeriaceae.
AUGGCUGGCGCGUUUGCCGGUAUUGCUGAACACACGGUCAUGUAUCCAGUUGAUCUCAUGAAGACACGAAUGCAGGUCAUAAAUCCUUCGAGCGGGACCAUCUACACAGGCAUAUCAAACGCCCUAUCCACAAUCUCAAGGUUAGAAGGCAUAAGAACACUAUGGCGUGGAAUGUCUAGUGUGGUUGUUGGAGCCGGUCCGGCACAUGCAGUCUACUUUGGCACCUAUGAGGUGGUCAAGGAUCUCGCAGGCGGCAACGCGCAAGAUGGAAAGCAUCAUCCUCUGGCAGCGGCAUCUUCAGGAGCGUGUGCGACAAUAGCCAGUGACGCUCUGAUGAAUCCCUUCGACGUGAUCAAGCAGCGGAUGCAAGUCCACGGGUCGACAUACCCAACCAUAUGGAAUUGUGCACGCACAAUUUUCCGCACAGAAGGCUUGUCCGCCUUCUACGUCUCCUAUCCCACAACCCUCACCAUGACCGUCCCCUUCACCGCCUUCCAAUUCAUGGCCUACGAAUCCUUUUCGAAAGUAAUGAACCCCUCUAAAGCCUACGAUCCCAUGACGCACUGUGUAGCUGGUGGGCUAGCGGGUGCGUUCGCAGCGGGAUUCACAACGCCGUUAGAUGUGAUCAAGACACUUUUGCAGACGAGAGGGUUGAGUCAGGAUAAAGAGAUUCGAGGUGUGAGUGGGUUGAUGGGCGCAGCCAGGAUAAUAAAAAGGGAGUACGGCUGGAGUGGCUUCUUUCGAGGGUGGAGGCCGAGAAUCAUCACGACUAUGCCGAGUACCGCGAUUUGCUGGAGUUCGUACGAGAUGGCUAAGGCCUACUUUAGGAGGACGUUACGUGAAGGUGAGGCUGCCAGAGCAUUGUGA